AUGACAUCCCACCAGGACGCAAAACCCUCGAAACCAUUCUUCCCUUUUACCAUCCCGAAACUGCAUCAAAGUACCGAUCUCCCCACUUGGUACGCUCACAACUCUUACAUCCAAACCGCAUACCGCCCCAUCACAAAAUCCACGCGCCUCUGCCUCCAAAGUCUUACUUAUCUCCACAACGAAACAAUCAACAUCUACUCGCACCUGCUCCCCGCGGCCCUCAGUCUCCUCUUCAGCCACUCCUUCAGCACCUCUUUUGCGGAACAGUUUCCGCACGCGACGUGGAAGGAUGAAGUCAUGUUCCGCGUGUUUCUCAGCACGUGUGUCAUUUGCUUUGGCACGUCGGCGGCGUAUCAUACGCUGAUAUGCCACUCACGUGCGUUUGCGCAGCUCUGGGUACGACUCGAUUUUGUGGGUAUUGUCGUGCAGAUUAUAGGGUCGUUUAUCCCCGGGAUUUAUUUUGCGUUUUAUUGUGAGCCCCGGCUGCAGAAGAUUUAUUGGAGUAUGAUUAUUACGCUGGGAAUUCUGACUGCGACCAUUGUUCUUAGUCCGGGUUUGCAGGACCCAAAGUGGAAGUAUUUACGCCUGUCGACGUUUGUUGCUAUGGGGUUAUCUGCCUUUGCGCCGAUUAUCCAUGCUGCUAGUCUUUUCCCUUACUCCCAGCUCGACCAGCAAUCUGGCUUACGCUACUACUUCCUCGAGGGCGUUUUGAUCCUCGUCGGAGUUGGGUUUUAUGCAGCUCAUUUCCCAGAAUCCUGGAAACCAAAGCGAUACGACGUUUGCGGCGCGUCGCACCAAAUUUUCCACAUCGCUGUCGUUCUGGGCGCUGUAGCGCAUUAUUACGGUAUUAUGAGCGCGUUAGAGUGGAACUAUGCCAAUCAACGCUGUGCGUGGUGA
This is a messenger RNA of Bipolaris zeicola 26-R-13, 897 nucleotides long. RefSeq lists its product as uncharacterized. Bases 1 to 897 code for a protein of 298 amino acids. Gene Ontology annotation, cellular component: membrane. The transcript is spliced from 3 exons. The record is from RefSeq and is a predicted model, not a curated record. Gene Ontology annotation, molecular function: signaling receptor activity. NCBI's taxonomy places the organism in Eukaryota, Fungi, Ascomycota, Dothideomycetes, Pleosporales, Pleosporaceae.